GUCGGGCAGGGGGCCUGCCACGGGUCCUUCCGAGGGUGACAUUCAGCCGGCGGUUCGAGGAGACGGACCUUCCACCCUAGACGAUGGCCAAGUUCGUCCGUAACUUCGCGGAGAAGGCCCCGGGGCUAGUAGCCGCUGCGGUGACUUACUCGAAGCCUCGAUUGGCUACAUUUUGGCGGUACGCCAAGGUUGAGCUGGUUCCCCCAACCCCUGCUGAACUCCCUGCAGCUAUUCAGAGUGCGAGAAAAAUAAUUCAAAGUGCUAAAACUCGUAGCUUCAAACAGCUUACAGUUAAGGAAGCUGUGCUGAAUGGUUUGGUGGCCACUGAGGUAUGGAUGUGGUUUUAUGUCGGAGAGAUCAUAGGCAAACGUGGCAUCGUUGGCUAUGAUGUUUGAAGACUGAUCUUUAACAUCUGAUUUUAUUUGAGUUCCUAUUUGAAUGUUCUUGGACCACAUGUAAUGAGACUGCUAUUGAAUAAAAUAUUAGCUGUCGAA
Peromyscus californicus insignis is the source of this 494-nucleotide messenger RNA. RefSeq names its product ATP synthase membrane subunit g (gene Atp5mg). Lineage: Eukaryota; Metazoa; Chordata; Mammalia; Rodentia; Cricetidae. The record is from RefSeq and is a predicted model, not a curated record. The transcript has 3 exons. Gene Ontology annotation, biological process: proton motive force-driven ATP synthesis. Gene Ontology annotation, molecular function: proton transmembrane transporter activity. The coding region runs from base 84 to 395 and encodes 103 amino acids.